UCUCUCUCGCUCUCCCAUCUCUGCUCUGUGGAUGGAGUACUUUGUAGUGUAAGUGGGAAAGUUCCCUCGCUGUGCUGGCAACCUGGGCCUGCCUUGCAAGCGCAACGGGUCUCGGCCGGGCCCUGGACCUGCAAUCCCAAAUAUCCAUGGCAUCUUUACACUACGGAGUACAUACAGUAAAGACUAGACUCUCUCUCAUACUCCAUGGAUGAUGGACCAUCGCUCGCCCUCCAAGAUGAAGGGCCCACGGUCUAAUGUAGCUCCCACCCGGGGCCACCCCUCCAUCAAAGUCCACCCUCCUCCUCGAGCCUUGAGGAUUUCGAUCCUAUCCACAAGUCCACGUCCCUCCAGGCCUCCCCUCCCCUCCCCUGCCCCCAUGCUCUCCUAUGCCCAUGUACAUCCACCAUGGGCUCCACGGGCUAAAAGGACUCUGACCUCCCUCUCCCCUUCUAAAUAUCAUCUCGCCCUUCCUCUCUUUCACCUACUCUUUCUCACCUUUCUCUCUCCACCGCACAGUCUUUCGUUGUCAGUCUUCGGACACAUUCCAUUCAUUCAGCCUCAGCCCACGCUCUCUAUCGAGUAUACCAUUCGUUCAUUUGCGCAAACUGUGUCUUGCAGCCAACACUUUUGAGAAACAUCCCCGCGAAAUUGAUCUUUCGCCCCUUUUACGAUCCCCGAUCCGAACAAGCAAAACCCGUCUACCCUCGUGGAGGUAUUCUAAAGAGUCGUUGGAAACAACCCAUACACAACUAUCAAAAUGAAGUCCUCCAUUGCCGCCGUUGGCCUCAUGGCCUCCCUCGCCAGCGCUUCCGCCUACCAGCCCCGCCACUUCCACUGGCGCCGCGACAACACCACCGCUCCCGCCGGCUACACCACCCUCACCGUCGAGGUCACCGAGGUUGCCACCGUCACCUCGUGCGCCCCUACCAUCACCAACUGCCCUGCUCGCAGCGCUACCCUCUCCGCCUCUGACCUCUCUACCUACGUUGUCACCAACACCGUCGUCUUGACCGAGGUUGUCUGCCCCGUCACCGAGGCCGCCAGCCUUUCCAAGUCUCUGGUCCAGCAGCACUCCACCGGCGGUCUCCAGGGCUCUACCCGCACCGCUCCCGUCAUCACCACCCCUACCGCCGCUCCCUCCAUUCCCCUGUCCACCGCUGGUGUCACCAACUCUGCUCAGGACCCUACCGUCACCAGCCCCCCUACCGCUGGUGGCGACGAUGAGGAGGAGGACGAUGACUGCCCCGCUGAGGAUGGCGAUGUCGUGACCACCGUCACCCAGAUCAUCUCUACCAAGACCCUUACCAUGACCGUCGGCAAGGGCUCUACCGCUUCCGUCGUUACCACCGCCAUCCCCACCACCAUUGAGUCUACCAUCGUCGUCACCAAGCCCACUGGCUCUGCCACCGGCGCCGGCGAGGAGCCCACUACCACCACCACUGCCACCUCCACCGGCACCCGCACCGUCACCAUCAAGCGCCCCGGCCAGACCGCCGAGUCUGCUUCUCCCAGCGGUACCCUCGGUGCUGACGGCCAGUGCGCUUGCCCCUCCGCCGUGACCGUCACCAUCCCCGCCUCCACCGUCUACGUUACUAUCGGUGGCUCUGCCCCCGCUGCCACCCCCUCUGCCAGCGCCAGCAAGACCGCUUCCGCCGAGGCCCCCGUCACCACCGGUGAUGUCGGUGCUGACGGCGAGGACGAUGAGGAGGAUGACUGCCCCGCCGAUGAGGACGUUGUCACCCUUUCCACCACCGUCACCGUUGCCCCCUACCCCACCAACGGCACUGCCUCCGGCGCCGCUAAGCCUACCGGCUACUACAAGCGCUCCAACAAGCUCUUCUAAGUGUUUGAUGUAGAUUUGGAUUUCCCCCCCGCAUGUCAAGCUAUAUUUGGUUAUGAGAAGAAUCUAUGAUUCAUGAACAAACACAUUCUUAUCCUUCUUACACUUUUUUGUCUUGUAUACACUUCUUGGGGUGAAAAUAAAGCGAAGUUUUUGUACAAAACAACACAAAGCCGGGGUGGGAAAAUACAAACAACUCGCACUUUAUUCUUCGGUCCUGCCUGCUUUUUUUGGUGUGGUGUUCUUUUUUGUCUAGAUGGGAAAGAAAAAGGGCGGACAACCUUUUUGGUAUGGCGAGUCCAUUGGAAGGGUUGUCUUUUUUUGCUUGCCUGGUGGUCCAAAGCAUUUCUGUGUGUGUGUUUUUUUUUUAUGGGAAAGAUCAACACCGGGCAUCAUUGCAUUCGCGUAGCGGGUCGUUGGGGACCAAACAGAUUUAUUUUCUAUUGUUUCUUGUCUCAAAGAAAAAAUCCAGAAAACUUUUUUCACUUCUACUUUGUACAUACUAUUAUACUCGACGAGAACACGUCAAAAUGGG
This is a messenger RNA of Colletotrichum scovillei, 2375 nucleotides long. RefSeq lists its product as uncharacterized. The transcript has a single exon. Lineage: Eukaryota; Fungi; Ascomycota; Sordariomycetes; Glomerellales; Glomerellaceae. The coding region runs from base 758 to 1843 and encodes 361 amino acids. The record is from RefSeq and is a predicted model, not a curated record.